Molecule: messenger RNA, 2211 nt
Organism: Metopolophium dirhodum (rose-grain aphid)
Lineage: Eukaryota; Metazoa; Arthropoda; Insecta; Hemiptera; Aphididae
Exons: 1
Coding region: 1-2211 (736 amino acids)
Source: RefSeq, a predicted model, not a curated record
AUGGCUAGCGAUAAUAAUGAAUUAGCAGCAUUCGUUCUACGUCGCGGUCAGAUCAAAGGGCAGCUUACACGAUUUCAAACAUUUCUGGAUGACCCAAAGUCCAAUGUUACAACGCAAUUAAGAUUACGGGCUGAAAAGAUACGUGAAGCAUGGAGCGAAUUUGAUGCCAUACAAAAUAAUAUAGAGAUAUUAGACGUUAGUAACGAACAGGUACAAUAUAGGUCCACAUCCGAAGACUUAUACUAUGAUUUAUUGUCAAAAGUCGACGAUAGAUUAGAGGGAAAUAACGCACUCGCGCAAGGUCGACAAUUAAUACAGGCUGAUCAAAGUGAAAAAACAAGUCACAAAUUUUCAUUUGUAAAACUUCAGCCGAUCGAAAUUCCUACAUUCACGGGAAAAUUUGAUGAUUGGGUAACGUUUCAUGACAUAUACUGUGCAAUGAUACAUACAAAUAAUUGUUUAUCAGAUAUCCAAAAAUUUUAUUAUUUAAGAAAUGCGUUAGAAGGCGAAGCAACUUUAUUAAUAAAAAAUUUGGAAACUUCCUCAUCGAACUAUGAAAAAGCGUGGAAAAUAAUUACCACAAGAUACAAUAAUACACGUAUGUUAAUACAAACGCAUACAAAACGUAUUUUUGAUCUAGAGCCAAUCAAUAAAGAAUCGGCAAUCAAAUUAAAACAAUUAACUGAUUCGAUAAACGGACAUAUGCAAGCAUUAAAAGCGCUAAACCAUGACCUAUACAAUUGGGGUGCGUUGUUAUUACAUGUAAUUUACACGGAACUUGAUACGAACACUAUCAAGCAAUGGGAAAUGGAAACGUCCAGAGAAGAACUACCUAGUGUAGAAAUGUUAGUGGAGUUCUUAGGUAAAAGGAAUCAAAUGUUAGAGUCAGUCGAAAAUGCUAGAUUACUAACAGGCAAGCAAAACGAAUCUAAUUAUUCACUAUCAAAAAUCUCAAAAGUUGGAACAUCAAAGAAGGGUGCGUCAACAUUUUUAUCUACAUACAAAAUGAAAUGUUACAUGUGUCAACAACCACACCCAAUCUACAAAUGUACCAUAUUUCUGGCACUUGACAUAGCGUCCAGAAUAAAGAAGGUCGAUGAAUUAAAAUUAUGCAAAAAUUGUUUAAAAAAAACAGAUCAUCAUGUAAAUUUAUGUCCAUCGAGAAAAUGUAUAAAAUGUCAACAGUUGCAUAAUUCACUUUUACAUAAGGAAACAAAUUCAGUUGACGAAAAUGUCAAUAUAUUAUCAAACAAUGCAUCAGUAUCUGCGCAUACAGCUAAAGUCAACAUUGAUAGCGAAGUGUUGUUAGCUACGGCAAUAAUUAAAAUAUCGAGUCCCGCUGGCAGGCAUUCGCAUGGGCGAGUGUUGUUAGACAGCGGAUCACAGAGCAAUUUUAUAACAAACAAUUUGGUAAACAAACUCGGACUUCAGCGGAAAAAAGUAAACAUUCCAAUAUGCGGUAUCAGUGAAACGAAUAAUACAAUAAAAUAUAAGGUAACAGCUGUAAUCAACUCAUUAAAUAACUCGUACUCUACGAUAAUUGACCUAUUAGUGUUAUCGAAGAUAACGGGCCCAUUACCACGAACGUCUAUACGCAGUGUGAAUGUUCCGAGUGAUAUGUAUAUGGCAGACCCGUCGUUUAAUUAUCCAGGUAAUAUUGAUAUACUUAUCGGCGGAGACACUUAUUGGGACAUAAUGUGCGCUGAUAAAAUAAAAAUCAAUGAUGGACCAUAUUUACAAAAAACAUUGUUCGGAUGGGUAGCAGUAGGUAAAACGACGAAUAAUUUAAGUAUGACAAGACCAAACACAUGCUUGUUAGCAACUCGGAAUCAAUAUAAAAUAUUAGAAGGUAAAAUCGAAGCGUUCUGGAAAAUGGAAGAGGUGUCGUUAAAACGUAAUUUCACUGACGAAGAAAAUACAUGCUCCAAACAUUUUAUUGAGAACGUCACGAGAAAUAAAGACGGUAGAUUUGUGGUGAGGUUACCAUUCAAGGACAAUUAUCGGCAGUUAGGUAACUCAUAUGCAUCAGCAUUACGAAGAUUCUUAUCAUUAGAAAAACGAUUACGCAAUAAUACCGAGCUAUAUACGAAAUAUAAAAUGUUUAUGCUAGAAUAUGAAAACCUUAAACACAUGGAGUGCGUAUGCGACGCAGGCGGUGAUAAACAGGUAAUCGAUGAAAAUAAUUGCUUUAUCUACCACACUCGUAUGUGA